Apis mellifera (honey bee) is the source of this 1426-nucleotide messenger RNA. RefSeq names its product transforming growth factor beta regulator 1. Gene Ontology annotation, cellular component: nucleus. The transcript has 5 exons. Gene Ontology annotation, biological process: regulation of cell cycle. The coding region runs from base 128 to 1147 and encodes 339 amino acids. Lineage: Eukaryota; Metazoa; Arthropoda; Insecta; Hymenoptera; Apidae. The record is from RefSeq and is a predicted model, not a curated record.
UCACUAUCUUACUCAUUGUAUAAUCCUAGAUUGUAACAUAACCUAACAUAUCUGAUAAAAAUAAUUACAAAUAUCAUUAAAUCAUAACCUCGUCUUUGUAUUUUGUGUUUAAUAUAAUGAAUUUAAAAUGACUCAAGCUUAUGAUAACUAUUAUAGUGAAUUUCAGAAAAAUGCUGAGUUGCAGCAAAAUUUAAAAUAUAAAAAAAAAUAUCGAAGAUUAAAAAGGAUUAUAAAAGAUACAGUAUUCGAAAAUGCAGCAUUAUGUGAUCAAGUUGCACAAAUGCAAGAAAAUCUUAUGCUUGUAAAAGAAGAAAGGUUGUUUCUUUUACGUAAAUUAUGUCAACAACAAGGAGAUAUAGAUCCUUCUACUAUGAUAGCUCGAUCUCAAUCAAACAGUAUUAAUACUAAUACAUUUAAUCCAGAAUGUUCCACGCCUAAAAAAACUACAAAAAAAAGAGUAUCGACUGAUGGCUCAGAACCAAAAAAUAAAGCUAAACGUUAUAAUAAAACUGCAAGGAAAGUAGUUCAAUUAAUACCACUAGAUGUCCAUGGAAGACCUAUAUUUCCUAUUUCUUUGGGUGAUCUCACUGUUUACUCACUUGGAGAAGUAGUAUCAGACAGAAUUGCUUAUCAUACAGAAGAUCUCAUUUAUCCAGUAGGUUAUUGCAGCACUAGAGUAUAUGCUAAUUUAAGAGAUGUAAGAACAAAAAGUUUAUAUACAUGUAAAAUAUUAGAUGGUGGAUCAAAACCAAGAUUUGAAAUUGUAUCUGAUAAUGAUCUAGAUCAACCAUUGGUUGGAUCUACUCCUGAUGAAUGUCAUUCUAAACUAUUAAUGGCAAUUUCUCCUGCACUUCGUUCAAUAACGCCAAAAGGAGCUGAUUUUUUUGGAAUUUCACAUCCUACUAUACAAAAUCUUAUUCAAAGCACACCUGGAACUCGUAAAUUAGCUAUGUACAAACAACAACGUUUCGAAGUAAGCAAGAAUCAACCAAUAGAAAGAGGAACAAGUCCAGUAAUGGAGGAAGAAACAGAUCCUGGACUUGGAUUUGCUGCUUUGCAUAGGCAUUAUGCAUUAGCAAAUUCAUACAGAAUUAAAGAAGAACCAUCUGAUAAUGAUCUUUUAGCUCUUCAAGAACUUCUCUCGUGAUCUUUAUAUGUCGAUAAAAAAUUUUUCAGAAAAAGAUAUUUUGCUUUAUGUAUUGAUACAAUACGCACAUUUCAUUAUUAUCAAAUAUUAAUCUUUAAAUUAUAUAUUUAUAAAAAAUUGGAAAAUCUUUAAAACUAGCAACAUUCGUUCUAAAAAUCACUUUAUAUUAUUUAUUAGACUACAAUAUAUAAAGCAAUUUAUUCUUUAUAAAUAUUUUUCUAUUUUAUUGAAAUAAUGUAUAAAUAAAGUUGCGAUAAGUAACAUAAAAAUUAUUUACGA